This is a messenger RNA of Cooperia oncophora, 390 nucleotides long. The record is from the annotation of a GenBank genome assembly. Lineage: Eukaryota; Metazoa; Nematoda; Chromadorea; Rhabditida; Trichostrongylidae.
AUGUUUGAUUUGAGCAAGUUUCAGAAAGCAGGAACACUCAUUGAUCAGGUCUCCCUAGUUGGUAAAGUCAUGGCGGACAAGGACGAUGGAAUGGCGGAGGAAGAGGUUAAGCAGAAUGACAAGCAUAAUUGGGGCGCUGCGGAUCUUGAAAAGGUGAACGUUGUGGAAGAGGAGAAAGAUGACCUGAAAAUGUCGUCGGAUGCCUUGGGGAAAAUUAUUGCCAACCCUCAGCAGCCCCAACGCAAAAUAGUCAACAUCAAAAAGGACGACUUGGAAAUGAUCAUGCAUGAGCUCGAAUUACCCAAGAGUGUGGUCGAAAAGAAGUUAAUCGAAGUGAAUGGCGAUCCGAUAGCCGCUAUCAAAAGCUUUAUGGGGUUCGAUACCUCCUAG